CACUUCUGCUUCAUCAUCAUAAAAGGCUGUUGCGGCUUUUCCCCUUGCUAAGCUUGUAGUGCAGAAGUGCAAAAGAAUAAAAGCAGCUCUCUUGGUAGUGAUACACAGCCCUGGAGCAGCCGUCGUGGGCUUUACGGGAAUGACAUUUACUGCUGACAUCAGAUCUGAGUGUUUACAUUGGAUUUCAGUGUCAGCCCUGGAGGUGUGGCUUAGCAGGGGCACUGUUUCAGUCUUCUGAUCCAGCUGAGGCAGUUCCCUCCUAGAAGAUACUCAUUCCCCUUGGCUGUGCUAUCCUGCUUGCAUCUGACUCCUCCCUCCUGCAGCUCAGAGAAGCAGAGGGUGAAUCCAGCAACUGUUUCUCCCUGAGCUACUAGAGCUUGAACAUACCUGAUGUUCUGCCUUCAUUUCAACUGAACUCGUGAGUAAGGCACCGUGCUUGAUACCUGUCAAAACCGAAUGGCAUGUUAUUACCUGAAGAACCUGAAUUAACCAUCUUCCAGUACUGAAAGGAUUUUUAAGAAUUGCUUUUUUUUUUUUUUUCCUCCCCAGCACCUUUGAUACUUCAUUGUUGCCUGGUUUUUCAAGAACAUGAGUUGUUCUGGUUAUCAAGGGUGCUUUCACCUGAAUAUUUCUUCAUCAGAUGCCAUGAAAGAGGGUGUAGGAAAACAAAGAAACUUGUGAAACAAAGAGACUUGCUGUGUGGAGCUAACAGUCUUGAUUUCAGCUAGCAAAAACUUGGAGAGUCGGUGAGAAGGCAGAGAAAAAGAUUUGCCAAGGACAAUGUCGGUAACACCCAGUAAUUUGUCACUUAGUGGGAUGAGCUCCUUCACUGAAAAUCAUAGUGUUAUGGAUAAGCCUCACGAGCAGAGAACUUGGAAUGUUUUUCUAUUCUGCUUGACUUUUAUCAUUGCAUUCACAGCACUUCUGGGCAGUAUUUAUUCACUAGUUUCCCUGCUGAAAAUACAAACCAGAACCACGGUUUCAAUGAUUGUGACCUCUUUGUCAAUAGAUGAUUUGAUCAGCAUUGUGCCAGUGAUUAUUUUCAUGCUCACCCAGUGGUCAAGUGAUGUCCUCCCCCAGCCUCUGUGCACCACCUCAGCUCUUAUAUAUUUAUUCCAGGGCAUUUCUAGCAACCUGAAAGGAUCUCUUAUAGUUUCUUACAACUUUUACACCAUCAGCAAAACUGAGACAAUGAGCUGCAGCACUUCCAAGCAACGAGUGAACAUGGUAUGGGCCAUUCUUACCAUUUGGAUUGUCAGUUUGCUUAUCUGCAUUUUGCCUCUUUGUGGUUGGGGCAAGUACAUCCCUACCUCCUGGGGCUGCUUCACUGACUGUGCCAGUUCCUUCAUCUUGUUUUUAUUUAUUGUCUACUCACUGUGCUUUUGCCUCCUCACAGUGCUGUCUGUUCCUCUAACUUACCAGCUGUUGUGCUCAGAUGAGCAACAGCUAUUACACGGUGAUUACCAGGAAGUCUCUGGAGGCUAUAUCACCCCUGGGACACCUGCAGGCUGCGGUACUGCUAUUCCAUCUCUGUCACCAGUGGACCCUGUGGAUACAGAUCUGAAGCAUUUCCAAAACACAUGUCCAGUCUCGGAGGCAGUUUUUAGAAAAGGUGUGGCUGGAAGCAGUGCGCUUGAGCACCACUGCAUGAGCAGCAUACAGAGCAGGAGCUUCAUGGUGGGCUUUGCCCAGAAACGAUUCUCACUGAUUCUUGCAUUGACAAAAGUCAUCCUCUGGCUUCCAAUGAUGAUACAAAUGGUUGUCCAGCACAUCACUGGUUUCCAGAGCCUUUCGUUUGAGACGCUUAGUUUCCUGCUGACUCUGCUGGCUGCCACAGUCACCCCAGUGUUCGCCAUGUCAGAACACUGGAUCCACCUGCCCUGUGGCUGCAUCAUUAAUUGCAGGAGGAAUUCUUAUGCAGUGUCUUCAGAAGAAUUCAAAACCAAACGUAGAGGUUUCGAGUUCAACCUGUCAUUCCAGCAAGUUUAUGGAAUCUACAAAAUCUCCCAUGAAAAUUACCACCACCACCACAGUGGGGAUGAUCAGUCUACAUCCUGUCACAACCUCAUGAGUGAUGACAGCAAUAACUCUAAAGAACCUGGGAGUAGAAGCACUGAACUUCCCCACUGUGGGACAGCAGCAUUCAGCAUCCUGGCCCUGGCGGAAUGCUCCCAGGAUGUCCCACCAGGACCAGUGGCCAGGCAGGAGUCCAGCAAGGAUCGGGGCACCAACCUCCUCCUUCCUGACAAGUGGGGAACCCUUGACAGAGAAGAGGGCAAAAAUACUGAGCAAUCAGCUUUCUCUGAAGGACCAGAAAGGAGGCUGUCACAGGAGGAAAACCGUAAACCUGAACUCACAGACUGGGAAUGGUGCAGGAGUAAAUCAGAAAGGACCCCUCGGCAGCGAUCAGGUGGGGCUUUGGCUGUCCCUUUGUGUGCAUUUCAAGGAACUGUAUCUCUUCAGGCACCCACAGGAAAAACACUGUCUUUAUCCACCUACGAGGUAAGCACUGAAGGGCAAAAAAUAACACCCAUGUCAAAGAAAAUUGAAGUAUAUCGAUCUAAAAGUGUUGGUCAUGAGCCAAACCCAGAGGAGUCUCCUGAUACAUUUGCUGACACAAGUGUUAAAAUUCAUUUAGAGGUACUUGAAAUUUGUGACAAUGAAGAGGCCCUGGAUACUGUGUCAAUCAUCAGUAACAUUAGCCAGUCCUCCACGCAGGUAAGGUCUCCAUCCUUACGUUAUUCAAGGAAAGAAAAUAGGUUUGUCUCAUGCGAUUUAGGGGAAACUGCCUCCUACUCCCUCUUCAUACCAUCAAAUGAUCCUGACAGCGGUAUUAACAUAUCAAUUCCGGACACUGUUGAAGCUCAUAGGCAGAACAGUAAAAAGCAGUAUGUGGAAAAAGGUGGUUAUCAGGAAGAAAUACAAAUAUUGAAUAAAGCAUACAUAAAACGGGAAGAAGAUGGCAACAGCAAUUAAAAGGCAUUUAAUCUAGACAUCUGAAAUGAUUUGACAGACAUUGCUCCUCUUGACUCAAGUUACCCUAGCAGAUACAGUGUCAAAUGUUUUUUCCUAGCAGAUAAAUAAAUUUUAUUUGUGUACACUGUAAAUUAGAUUAAAACUUUUAAUGAUAUAUGGAUGGUAUAACAAAUACUUCAGUGCUUCACAACUUUGCAUAGUGAAUUUCCAGUUAUUUAUAUAUUUAUUUGAGAAACACAUGCGUCAAAAAGGAAUCAUAAAUAAAGUUUUAAAAAAACAGCUUUGAUUGCUUGUUGGCACUGAGUGGUCUGUCUGUGGGAACCUGUGGAAACUGAGGGAGCAGCUCCACAGGUGUGAGGUUCUGCUCUUUACUGAUGUGCCAGACCUGAAAUAUUUAUCUUAAAAAAAAUGUAGCACAAGCACAAGUCAGUUUAUUUAGUUGACUUAAGUAGAGGAUUAGAAAGUUCUGUAAAUGGUUUAAUUUUCUCCUGCUCUAUCCAUGAUUUUUAUGUUAACAACCAUGUAAGUGGCCAGUGUAUAGACCUUUAAAUGUGGGUGGCUGCAAUGUAAGCAUGCACAUUUUGUAAAUACAGCGUUGUUAAACUGAAGUGUUUUUGUGGUUGACAUUUCUUUGAUCAAAUGUGACAAAUGUUGGUUAUUUUAUGCUGUCUCCUUUUUCGCCUCCAUGAUCUCUACCAAGUUAAUACAUUUGCCAACAUUAAAGAAUAUUUGUAACUCAAUCCAGAUCAAGACAGCAUUUGAAAUGUUUGAAGAGCUAGGACAUCAAAAUUAGUUUGAAUAAUUCUUUAUGUCCGAGUUGUCCCUAAGCAAGGAAUAGCUUUACAAUGUCCCCUUCUUCCUUAAGGCCCAUGUGAAGCUAAUACUUCUCUCAACAGAACCCCAACAGCACAUGUCACUUGCAGAGAGUUGAAGGAGUCCCACUGUCUCACAGCAAGAACACUACUGGGUUUUAUGCCAUAUAUAUUCUGUUAGUAAACUUGUCAUCACUUCUCCUUGGGUGGAUCCUCAUGCUUCAGAUCUGAGAGUUACAACUGAUGUGUGACUCCUUAAGAGGAAUCAGGAGCUAUUCAGGGUGGCCAAACUUAGAGACUGAGCUUAGACAUCGACCUCAGGAGAGUGCUCUGGUUACCUAAAGUGGGUCCCAACCUGUAUCACCCUCAGGAGGAGCCUGUCUCUAGUGACUUAUAAGGAAACUAGAACUAAGUAUAAAGCCAAGAUAAAAUCAAUAAAUACUGUAAUUUGUGUCAAAUUCAGAUAAGCCGAGGUGGAAUCAAUGGAAACAAUGGAGCUCUCAAGUCUGACAUGAAGUAUGCAGCAUAUGCUUGAAAUGCCACUGCAUUUUGACUGAAUGCUCUUUUUCUGAGGGUUUAUCAUUCAUUUCAGUUAAACAGAGAUAAAUAUACUCCGAGGACUUUCAGCAGUUUAAUUAAAAUUUACACUGUUUAUUAAGGAAUAGAUUUAAUUUCCAGUGGCACGCGUGACAACAUAACCAUUUAGGCAUCUGCAGUCACGCUUUUUUUCAUUUGGUGGGAACAUACAAGAGAAAAUAAGCACAAUCCAAUCAUCAGGAUUCUGUUAUGGGUUAUGAGCAGA
Messenger RNA from Pezoporus flaviventris, 4590 nucleotides. RefSeq names its product G protein-coupled receptor 149 (gene GPR149). Gene Ontology annotation, molecular function: neuropeptide binding; G protein-coupled receptor activity. The record is from RefSeq and is a predicted model, not a curated record. Gene Ontology annotation, cellular component: neuron projection; membrane. Gene Ontology annotation, biological process: neuropeptide signaling pathway. NCBI's taxonomy places the organism in Eukaryota, Metazoa, Chordata, Aves, Psittaciformes, Psittacidae. The transcript is spliced from 4 exons. The coding region runs from base 781 to 2976 and encodes 731 amino acids.